Molecule: messenger RNA, 1668 nt
Organism: Brugia pahangi
Lineage: Eukaryota; Metazoa; Nematoda; Chromadorea; Rhabditida; Onchocercidae
Source: the annotation of a GenBank genome assembly
AUGGUAUCUGGGCGUAGUGAUGGUUCACCUGCAUCACGACGCCUUACACUACCGCAGUUGACAUCAUAUGACAGGUCACGCAAACCACACACGUUACGUUCCGGUGUUGAUACAAAAUCUAUUCAUUUUGAUUGGAUUAGUAAAGAGUUGGAAUGUGGCAUCUGCGAAAAGACAAUACAAAAUACGAUGGUUGUGAGGAAUUGUAUGCAUCGUUUUUGUGCAGAUUGUAUAUUGCAAAGAAUACACACUGGAGCGAGGAAGUGUCCCUCAUGUCAUAAAGUUCUUCCGAAAAAGACACCACUGAAAAGUGAUGCAAAUUUUGAUGCUAUUAUAAAUAAGAUGUGGUGCUUGUAUCAGGCAGUUCAUAUCAAAUUGCUAUCACUUCAGUUCACACUGUCAGUCGAAAGGAGAUGUGUGAAACGUCCGAUCACCGAGUCAAAUAAUUUAUGUUUCACCAAGAAGAGAGUUUUUGAUAAGAAAUCAUCUAUUAAACGUUUGACGAGUUGGAAUACAGUAGUUCCUUCAUCUUCAUCAGAAUGGACACCUUCGAAAAAUGCUAAGGCGUCGGGAAAGUGCGAUUCGAUGACAGAUUCAGCAUCAGACAUACCUUUAGAAAUAAAACCACCGUUAUUGCCUAGCAUGCAUUCCGAUGCAUCCGAUCCUCCGCUCACAAUUGAUGAAGAUUCUUCAGAUGAUGUUUAUCCGAAUUUCGAACAACCAACAACAUCGUCAUAUGCAGAGGGUGAAAACAGAUUAAAUGUUAAUGAUACAAGUCAAAAGAGAACAAAAUCGAGUCGGUUGGCAUCAAAUCACUGUGAAGUGACUCCAGUCGUUGUUUUGCAGAAGUCUAGGAGUCAUGAACGGCUUAAUGGAAUGGCUGUAAAGAAUGCUCAGGUUAAUGGUAAAAACGAGCGUUCUGCAAAGUGCUUGAACGUCUAUCCUCUUCUUGGUCCAUCUACGCACCUUGUAACAAAUCAAGUUAAUUCAAAUUUGAAUCUUUCAACUACUGUUUCGGUUUCUGGGAUUUCAAACGGAAGUUUGCUUCAUGCCAAUGGAAAUAUGAAAAGAACAAUGAAUCCCAAAGUGGGUGAUGGACUGUUGUUAACGCUAUCUUUAGGAAGCAGUAUCCUGGGAGAAGAUGUAAUGAUGAUGUCACCACGUUCUUCUGAGUAUUUGCUGAUGUCAGGAAAGCAGAGGUUAUCGUCAGGAAUAGAAUCAGAACUUGUUCUUAAUCCUGAUGCAAGUGUAGUGAGUGAUGACUCACUACCUAUUGCUGCUAAACAUUUGCGAUACAUUAUCACAUGUCCAAAUACUACAGUUGGUCAUUUAUGUGAAUACAUACUGCAGCGAAUCAGGGUGGAGUCACGUGCUGAAUGGGGCAGAAAGUACAGUGAUAAGUGUCUACCGGAGCGCGUUCUCCUGUGUCCGGUAAAGUCUGAUCUAGCUCUAGAUGAUGUGCUCGUGGUAAAUGAAACGGGAGAGGGUCAGUUUACAACUUUAAAUGUUGGUGAACGGAACAGCGAUCCGAAGUCAGCUUCAGUUUUUACCAUUAAUUCACCAUUUACUGCAUUGGAUGAAUCGAUAACAAUUGAGCAGUUGAAAGCAGAAUAUUGGGCGAAUAAAAAGAGACCACUGAAACUUAUUUUUAAAUUUAUUGGAAAGUCGUAG